Papilio xuthus (Asian swallowtail) is the source of this 4015-nucleotide messenger RNA. RefSeq names its product secretory pathway calcium atpase (gene SPoCk). Gene Ontology annotation, biological process: calcium ion transport. The coding region runs from base 91 to 2964 and encodes 957 amino acids. NCBI's taxonomy places the organism in Eukaryota, Metazoa, Arthropoda, Insecta, Lepidoptera, Papilionidae. The record is from RefSeq and is a predicted model, not a curated record. Gene Ontology annotation, molecular function: P-type calcium transporter activity; ATP hydrolysis activity; ATP binding. The transcript is spliced from 20 exons. Gene Ontology annotation, cellular component: membrane.
UACUGAUACAAGAAAUGUUUUACAAUUUGUGUCGUCUUUUCGGUGUUAAAAUGUCUGUCGAAGCUUAAGCUCUUGGACAUUUUGUUAAAGAUGAAAAGUAGCCCCACUCGCAAAUAUGAGAAUUUCUCCAACGACCAUCAAGGAAAAGAUACGGACAAGUAUUCUCUAGACAGCCAGGAUACUGCAAGUUUGCAUUCGGAGGAGGGCGGGCGGCGCGGCGCGGACGUGAGCGCGGGCGCCGGCGACAUGUGGAUCAGCGCCGUCGAGAGCUCCAUACUCGCCUGGGAGGAGGUGGCGGAUCGUCUACACGUGGACGUCCGUCGCGGUCUGUCAUGGCGGGAGGCUAACGACCGUAUGAACUUUGUUGGCCCCAAUGAGUUCCAAGUGAAGGAGGAGGACCCGCUCUGGAAGAAAUACAUCGAGCAGUUCCAGAAUCCGCUCAUUCUAUUACUACUGGGGUCUGCGGUGGUGAGCGUAUGCAUGCGUCAGUUUGACGACGCGACAUCCAUUACUGUGGCCAUCAUCAUCGUGGUUACUGUCGCCUUUGUCCAGGAGUAUCGCUCGGAGAAGUCUCUGGAGGAACUCAACAAGCUCGUCCCGCCGACAUGCAAUUGUCUGCGAGAGGGCAGUAUCGAGCAUUUUCUCGCUCGGAAUCUAGUACCCGGGGAUAUAGUCCAUCUGAAUGUUGGAGACAGAGUGCCUGCUGAUCUUCGACUAUUCGAAUCCACUGACUUGGCUAUAGAUGAAUCAUCGUUCACGGGAGAAACAGAACCCGCGGUGAAGACAGUUCUGCCCAACAAAGCUGCCGGUGGGAGAGUGAACAAGGAUAAUAUUGCGUUUAUGGGGACAUUAGUACGAUGUGGUAAUGCUAAGGGCAUCGUGGUGAGUACUGGAGAACGAUCUGAAUUCGGUGACAUCUUCCGCAUGAUGCAAGCGGAGGAAGCUCCGAAGACGCCGCUGCAGAAGUCCAUGGAUACCCUGGGGGCGCAGCUGUCGAUGUAUUCCUUCUGCAUCAUCGGCUUCAUCAUGGUGGCGGGCUGGCUGCAGGGCAAGGCUAUACAGGAUAUGUUCACCAUAGGAGUCAGCUUGGCCGUCGCUGCUAUUCCUGAAGGUUUACCUAUCGUGGUGACUGUCACGCUGGCGUUGGGUGUCAUGAGGAUGGCAAAACGUAACGCCAUUGUGAAGAAACUGCCAACUGUUGAAACUCUGGGCUGCGUCAAUGUCAUAUGCAGCGAUAAAACUGGUACAUUAACAAAGAACGAGAUGACAGUGACGAUGGUGUCGACGUCAGGCGGGCACCUGGCGGAGGUGUCGGGCGCGGGGUACAACGCGCGCGGGGAGCUGUCGCUGCGCGCGUACAAGGGACGCGAUCUGGAUGUCGCUAGGAUGGCAGUGCAGACCAUGCUUGAGGUGGGCGUGCUGUGCAACAACGCGGAGAUCCGGGACGAGACGCUGUACGGUCAGCCGACAGAGGGCGCGCUGCUCGCCGCCGCCAUGAAGAACGACUCGCACCACGUGCGCGACCGAUACACCAGGCUGCAUGAAAUACCAUUCAGUUCAGAGACGAAGAUGAUGGUGGUAAAGUGCGGGCCCAAGUUCAAGGACAGCUCGGUGAAGGAGGAGGUGUUUGUGAAGGGUGCCAUAGAGAAGGUGUUACCACUGUGCACGCACUACGUCGACAGCGCCGGCAACUACGCGCCCAUGACCAGAGACAAGCAGAACGACUUCCUCUCAGAGGCUUACAAUAUCGGACGGACAGGUCUGCGUGUGAUAGCGCUGGGUCGGGGCGAGAGCAUGGACUCGCUGAUGUACACGGGGGUGUGCGGGGUGUGCGACCCGCCGCGCCCCGGCGUGCGCGACGCGGUCGCGACGCUGCGUCGUGCCGGUGUCGACGUCAAGAUGGUCACCGGGGAUGCCAGGCCUACGGCACUCGCUGUCGCUCAGAUGAUCGGUCUGGAUGUGUUACACUCACAAUCCCUGUCCGGCGACCAGCUGGAUGCUAUGCCUGAUGAAGACCUGGACAGGAUCAUUGAAACUGUGAGCGUGUUCUACCGCGUGACUCCGAAACAUAAGCUGUCCAUAGUUAAAUCUCUACAACGACGUGGCAACAUCGUCGGCAUGACAGGUGACGGUGUCAAUGACGGUGUGGCAUUGAAACGUGCUGACAUCGGUAUUGCUAUGGGACGUAAUGGCACCGACGUGUGCAAGGAGGCUGCCGAUAUGAUCUUAGUAGAUGAUGACUUCGCUACCAUCAUUUGUGCGAUAGAGGAGGGCAAGUGCAUAUUCUACAACAUCAGGAACUUCGUGCGCUUCCAGCUGUCCACCUCCAUCGCGGCGCUCUCCCUCAUCGCGCUCGCCACGCUCAUGUCCAUACCCAACCCGCUCAAUGCCAUGCAGAUAUUGUGGAUCAAUAUCAUCAUGGAUGGUCCCCCGGCGCAGUCUCUGGGCGUGGAGCCAGUGGACCACGAGGUGGUGCGGCGAAGACCUCGCGACACCACCCGCCGCAUCAUCUCGCGCGGCCUGCUGCUCUCAGUGCUCCUCUCCGCCGCCAUCAUCAUUGCCGGCACCCUCUGGGUCUUCAAUAGAGAGAUGUCAGACAACAAGAUAACUCCGCGCGACACGACGAUGACGUUCACGUGCUUCGUGCUGUUCGACAUGUUCAACGCGCUCUCCUGUCGCUCGCAGACUAAGUCCAUCUUCCAAGUUGGACUCUUCUCUAAUAAAAUGUUCCUGGUGGCGGUGUUCAUGAGCCUGGUGGGUCAGAUGCUGGUGGUGUACUUCCCCCCGCUGCAGCGCGUCUUCCAGACUGAAGCUCUCACUGGACAUGAUCUGAUAUUCCUGGUGUGCCUGACGUCCAGCGUGUUCAUCGUCAGCGAGGUUAAGAAACUGAUCGAGCGCACGAUCAAGAAGCGGUCCCAUGGAAAGUUCUCGACGAAGGCACACGACGCCAUGGAUUUUGUAUGACACGAGACGCAGAGGAAGGAGCAGUAGGCGCGCGCCCACGUGACAGCUGUCACAGUGACAGCUGUCACCGCGACCCGGCUGACGGCUGUCACUGUGGCGCGGAUCGAAGAGAUGCUGGCCGUUUUGAUGCGGUUUUUUACAGUGUGGGCGCGAAUGAGGUUGUAUUGCGAGGUGACAGCGGCUGUCGGUUCAGUGACAAUUGCAGAUGUGAGGGUGAAUCCGCUCGUAGGCCGCCAUUUUCUAUUUACGAUGGCAAAAUAGAUAUUCCUAUUCGCUUUUAGCUGGUUUUGUCUCUUCGGUGUUUUAGUUUUUUUUAUUGUAUUUAUUACCUCUCACGUCGACAUGACAAUUGUAUUUAUAGGAUGGUGUUACCAUUCGUAAAAAACCUCAUCACAUUUUUAAUGUAUUUUUUUUAGCAUUUAAUAUAAAUUUGUCUAUGAUUUAUUAAGUUUGUAAGUAUUACUUAGAAAUGCUAUUUAAAUACUUAUUCGUUUGUGAAAUUGUUAACUGAUUUGUCUGGUUGUUAACUUGUAUUUUUCUAAGUAAUACAGUAAUCAGCCUAAAGUAAGUGUAAUUUUGUGAAUUUAUUUUUUUUACGCUUAUGAAUGUGUAGGAAAUUAUUUUGUGAUUGUUUUAGUUUAGUUAGAAUAAUAAGUGAGAUUUGAAUAGAGCUAUUAUUUCUCCUCUGACGAUGUUUUAUUCCUCUCUCUUUCUCGCAAUAUGAGUCAAGAAAGAGAGGUUAUGUGUUGCAAUGUUUGAGAAAAAAAAAUUUUUUUUUCUUUGUAAAAGUAAUUUAAAUAAGAAUCUUAGUUAUUUAGCUAUAAUGUGUAGACUUAUUUAUUUGAAACUAUCAAUAUUUAAAUAAUAGCACAUCCUAAAUAGUAUGAAAUACUUUCAUUAGGAAGGCUUUGAACCUCAGUGUUGCUAGUUGCAUAUCUAUGAUACUUAAUAUAGAAUUCGUGAUAGCUCAUAUAAAAAAAAAUACUUAAACUUUUUAAUCUCUGUAUCACCAGAAGUAAACCUGAAUAUUAGUUUUAUGUAUUGUCAAAAA